Molecule: messenger RNA, 579 nt
Organism: Cercopithifilaria johnstoni
Lineage: Eukaryota; Metazoa; Nematoda; Chromadorea; Rhabditida; Onchocercidae
Source: the annotation of a GenBank genome assembly
AUGACAGAAUAUUGGCGACAAGUGUGGCAGAGCAGUGAAGUUCUGGGUGACUAUAUCUCUGCAAAUCAUUACCUAUUCGAAGGACGGAUAAUUCUUGAAUUGGGCGCUGGUUGCACUGGAAUACCGGGACUAGUUGCGGCGAAAUGUGGAGCCAAAUUGGUUAUUUUUACGGAUCAUCCUCAAAGCGAAGAGGCCUUCAAAAUCUUAAAACAAAACUGUAUAAGGAAUGACCUUGACGAGAGUUCUUUCUUAAUAAAAGAUUUAGAUUGGAAUGGAUCAAACCUUAAUCAGGUUUUGGAUGAUGUACUUGUGUUGCAUUACAUUUUAGCAGCAGAUGUCUUCUACGAUAUUACGGUAUUUGGAGCGUUUAUAGACACUGUUGCGUCAUUAUUACAACAGUAUCCUAAAGCGGCAUGCAUAUUUGCUUAUGAAGAGAGAGACAGUAAUUGGUCGAUCGAGGAUUUGCUUCUACUGAAGGAGUUAUGCUGUAGACGUGUACGUGUCAUUGACACCGAUCUUCAUACAAUUCACAUUGGGAUUAUUUUCACUAGAACAGGUAAAUUAGUCCGACUGAAUUGA